CCAAAGCCACAUUAAGACAAGCCUCUCUCUCUCUCUCUCUGCUGCUCCUUGUGCCCAGCAGGCAGGAUGGGGCUGGAGCUCUACCUGGAUCUGCUUUCCCAGCCCUGCCGAGCGGUCUACAUCUUCGCAAAGAAGAACAACAUCCCCUUUGAGUUCAAGCAUGUGGAGCUGUUCAAAGAUUCCAUUCUGGGGAGAAAAAUGCCAGGUGGCAAUAACCCUGGACACUCACACGAAGGGCAACAGUAUAGAGAAGAGUUUGGCAAAGUGAACAUCCUAAAGAAAGUGCCAGCACUGAAGGAUGGAGUCUUCACCUUAGCAGAGAGCACUGCAAUUCUUCUGUAUCUGAGCCGGAAGUACAACACCCCUGAUCACUGGUACCCGUCCGACACACAGAAACGGGCCCGGGUAGAUGAAUACCUGUCAUGGCAUCAUACCAACAUCCGGAGUAAUGCUGGCAAGGCCUUGUGGAUCAAGGUGCUCAUUCCCCUCUUUACAGGCCAGACACUGCCUCCAGAGAAGCUGCAGGAGGUUAUGGAUGAGCUGGCUAUUUCUCUGAAGCAGUUUGAGGAGAAAUUCCUUCAGGACAAGCCGUUCAUCGUGGGCAGUGAGAUCUCCCUGGCAGACCUAAUGGCUAUUGUGGAGCUCAUGCAGCCCAUUGGAGUAGGUUGUGACAUCUUUGAAGACAGACCCAAGCUGUCAGAAUGGCGCAACCGGGUGGAGGAAGCUGUGGGGAAGGAGCUCUUCCAGGAAGCACACGAGCUUAUUCUGAAUAUCAAGGAACUCAGCAACAUCCAAAUUGACCCACAGCUGAAAGAGCAUCUGGCGCCUGUGCUAAGGAAAAUGAUGAAAUGAGUUAACGU
Messenger RNA from Terrapene triunguis (Three-toed box turtle), 860 nucleotides. RefSeq names its product glutathione S-transferase theta-1-like. Gene Ontology annotation, cellular component: cytoplasm. The transcript is spliced from 6 exons. Bases 67 to 852 code for a protein of 261 amino acids. Gene Ontology annotation, biological process: glutathione metabolic process. The record is from RefSeq and is a predicted model, not a curated record. Lineage: Eukaryota; Metazoa; Chordata; Testudines; Emydidae. Gene Ontology annotation, molecular function: glutathione transferase activity.